CCCUGUGACAGCACAAAAGGCAUUGAAACUCCUUGGAACCCCAAGAUAAGCAGGGAGAGAAGGUGAGGUCACAAUCCAGCAAUGCCUCAUGUCACCAUCCAGAGAUUGCUGACAUCAGAGUCCUCUACCCUGUUGUCAGAGAUGAGCUACCUUCUGUUUGAGGAACUCUGGCUGGUUAUGGAGCACAUGGAUGGAGGCACCCUGAGCGAUGUCAUCAGCAAGAGCUACCUGUCUGAAGAGGAGAUGGCAGCCAUCAGUCGGGAGUGCCUGCAAGGACUGGAUUUUCUUCACUCCAACCACGUGAUCCACCGAGAUGUGAAGAGAAGCAACAUCCUUCUCAGAACCGACGGAUCUGUCAAGCUGGCCGAUUUUGGCCUCUCUACUCAACUCAUCCCUGAGAAGAAUACACGGAGCGUGUUAGCAGGGACUGCUUGGUGGACGGCGCCUGAAGGGGUGACAGGUCAACCAUAUGGCCCCAAAGUGGACAUAUGGUCUUUUGGAAUUGUGGGAAUUGAAAUAGUAGAACAGGAACCUCCUUACUGGAACUGAAGUCCUGCCUCGGUAAGGAGCAAAUCCUUACUGAUCCCGCUGUCUUUCUCACCUGUCCCAUGUUCUGUGUGCCAUUGGACAAAAUCCCAUUGCCAUCUGCUAGGACUACUUGCACCAAGGUCCCCUCCUAAAAAUGUCCCUGCAACACAUCAGCAUCUGCUGUAGCUUUGGUUGCAUCAGUGGGGGAACUCAAGCCUUAACACAUGCAAAAAAAUUCCACUCUCAGGCAACACUUGCCUUUGGGUUAUAAGUGGUUCCAGUUCUUUUGUCUGUGUAGAUGGCCCCAAAGGGGCUGCAGGUGAAACAGGGUGCGAGGGAUGGGCUCCUCCUCCACGGAAG
This is a messenger RNA of Passer domesticus (house sparrow), 888 nucleotides long. RefSeq names its product serine/threonine-protein kinase PAK 3-like. Gene Ontology annotation, cellular component: cytoplasm. The transcript has 4 exons. Gene Ontology annotation, molecular function: protein serine/threonine kinase activity; ATP binding. Gene Ontology annotation, biological process: protein phosphorylation; intracellular signal transduction; regulation of axonogenesis. The record is from RefSeq and is a predicted model, not a curated record. The coding region runs from base 82 to 549 and encodes 155 amino acids. NCBI's taxonomy places the organism in Eukaryota, Metazoa, Chordata, Aves, Passeriformes, Passeridae.